AUGUCUAAGAAUCGCUUCUGCUGUGAAGCCGAACACCAUCUUAAACUGAAAUACUGCAGCUGCAUUUUCGUGCGGGUUUUCGUGACAAUCAUCUCCUUAAAUUGCAUUCAUAUUGUACCAAACCUGACAUGUAGCGAAUCAUUCACGCUGAAAGAAAAGGGAACAAUAUAUAGCCCUGGAUAUCCCUCUUGGUAUGGACCCCGUAGGUUCUGCAACUACAAAAUUGACUUUGCGUCGGACAAGCAAGUCGCUUUGAAUUUCACCAACGCCAAUCUGGAUUCCGUGUGGGAUAGAAUUUUUGUGUUUGAUGGUCCUGACUGCAUGUCCAAAAGGAUCGGUGUGUUGCGACGAACGGAUACUCCGAAGUUCAUCUCAUCUGGAAAAGGAAUUACAGCAUUGUUAAUAACAGAGGGUGAGGAAGGUUCGUGGGGAUUCAAGGCUGACUACUCUGCAGAGAAUUGUGGGAAAGAGUUGAAUGGCACUGCCGGAAAUUUUUCGUACGUGGGAAAACGGGGCAGCGACGUGCUGUGUGUUUGGCGAAUAACGGUCCCACAUGGAGGGCAAGUACACCUAAGCUUCAAGCGUUUGGUGUUGAACUCCUUUAGUUCCUGGCUUCGCGUACUGGACGGUAGUACUUGCGGUGCGAAGGUUAUUGCGGAAUUCAGUAUGGCAACAUACCUUGGCGGACUCGAUGUAAACUCCACAAGCAAUGUGAUGACUAUUGUCUACUCUUCUGUACGCUCAACGGAUUUGGAUGUAAUAGAUGCAUUCUACUCAGACGGGAAUAUACAUUCAGAAAAGUCGGUGAAACCGACAAACUCAUUAUUACCUACAACGGAAAGAACAAAGACGGACACAGCAGCAUUAAGGUCCAGGUCACAUGAUAGGACAGCCGAAUUUCGAGGCAUCGGUUUGCAAGACGUCACACAAGAGUUAAACAGAAGCGUCGAUCUAUUCCUCAAGAAGCUUGACGAUUCAUUUGCAAUAUCUUUAGACGCAUCGACCACUAACACCGUACCUGCAACCACAGUUGCGGUGAUGAGGUCGCAUACCGGCGGUGAUGCGACGGAAGGAAAUCAGACGAACGUUUCUCUAGAUACGACAGUCGGAGUCAGAAGCACCGGUUCGCAAGCCGGCACACAUGAGUUAACCGGAAGCGUCAAUUUGUUGUCAACCACACAUGGUGAGUCCUUCGCAACAACCGUAGUUAACCCUAGUUAUCAACGCGUAUUUUAUGUCAAAGACAAUUUCCAAUCCAUUGUCUUAUAA
Molecule: messenger RNA, 1269 nt
Organism: Dicrocoelium dendriticum
Lineage: Eukaryota; Metazoa; Platyhelminthes; Trematoda; Plagiorchiida; Dicrocoeliidae
Source: the annotation of a GenBank genome assembly